UUUUUAUACAUCAGCCCCUGAACACGAAAUCGCCAGUUCGCUGGUGCUUCUUGUCCAGAAAUGAGAUACUUUCCAAACAUGGGAGUCCUGACGUCAGGCUUCCUGAAAAAUAUGCGCGGCUUUAACUUCCUCAAGACGCCUCAGAGGACAGCAGACUGUCUUUAAAGUGGGAGCUGAUGAAAUCCAAACUUAGCACAGAGACGUUUGAGAACCAGGAAUCGGCCACUAAGUCAAGAUAUGGGUUGAAGAUCUUGUAUCUUUUCACAUAUAAUCUGAUACAGUUCUGUGGAUACUCAUGGAUAUCUACGAACAUUACUGCCAGAUUCUUAACAUUUGGUGAAGACAGCCUGGUGGACACGUACCAUUCGAUUGGGACUGUGAUGAGUUUCUGCCAAUUGUUAUCAAUCCUGGAAUUGAUCCAUAUACUGAUAGGCAUUGAACAGAGUCCAUUUCUUCCACGACUUGUGCAGGUUACAGAGAGGAACAUAAUCCUUUUUGUGGUCAUCACCAGUCAAGAGGAGAUGCAGGCUAAACCUACAGUUUGGGGCUUGUUUUCCCUCUGGGGCACCCUCGAUGUCAUCAAGUAUCCAUAUCGCAUGUUAUCUAUCGUAGGAACUGAUUUGUAUACAUUGUCAUGGAUUCAUCAUUGCCUUUGGAUUCCUCUUUUGCCUUCAAUACUGCUGACUGAAGUAAUUGCCAUCUAUCAGUCGCUGCCAUACUUUGAAGCUCUGGGAACCUAUUCCUUUCAGAUACCUAAACCUAUUGAUGUGCCAAUACAUUUCCCAUAUGUAUUGAAACUGUACUGUCUUAUACUUGUUAUAGGCACAUACAUCAACUGCAGGCACUUCUAUGAAGAGCAAAAACUGAACACAAGAAGAUACACAAAGAAGCACAAGCAAAACUAACAAAUUUAAAUCAGCGUCCACAUCAUUUGCCAGGAUCGGGAAAACACUGCCAUGAACUUGUCCUCACCCAUGGAAUCUGAGCUUAUUCAAAUAAUGCAGAAACUCUUCCAAAUGGCUUUCAAAGAUGCUCAAUGUUAGGCAAUACUGCCCAAAAUGGGCCAAAUCUUAAUCCACAUAAAAAAUGAUGGGUUGAUUUUAGGUCAGUGGUUAAAACUUCAAAAUUCUAAAAUUAGGAAUUAAUUCCCUUCCAACCGGCCCUACUGCUGUUUUCAUUCCGGUGAGGCAAGAGACAUGCCAUUAAUCCAUUCACUGUCUACAGGCUGGUUAUUUUGAUGUUAUCAUUUUAACCAUUGUUCAAGUAUUGAUUCUUGGGUUUUCCAAGGUGUGGAAAUCUGAAAGGGAUGAAAGUGAAACUGAAUUGAAAGGUGCCUUGAUGGCAUUGAUUAAUGCUUAAUGACAUGCUGUCCAGUAAAACAUACUGCCUGUAAGUAGGAACAAAAUUGAAAAGUAGCCUAAAAUUCAAGCUCUCCAAAUAAUCAGGUGGGCUAAAAAGAAAACUGAAAUUUAACCAGGCAUUAGUUAUAAACUUAAAGUAUCCAAACUCUACACUCUGAUUUUCAAGCUCCUUUAUGAAUGGGAGCUGUGAAUGGGUGUGGGUGCAUUAUGAAAAUGGAACUCCCAGCUGGUGUGUUAGCUCGCAGAAGCUGUCUGGGAUGUGGCUAGAUUUCCAAAGUGAGGAAUGGGAACGGACUGGUGGGAUCCGGAAAUCAACGUAGCUCCAGUGACUGGCCUGCUAAGCACAUCAAGGAGUUUCUUCACGGGUCAGCAAGAUAAUUUUCGCAUCAGUAAUAGUGAAACUGAAACAGCCUGGUGCAACUUAUUGUGAUCAGAGAUAAUGGGAACUGCAGAUGCUGGAGAAUCCGAGAUAACAAAGUGUGGAGCUGGAUAACACAGCAGGCCAAGCAGCAUCU
Messenger RNA from Stegostoma tigrinum, 1876 nucleotides. RefSeq names its product 3-hydroxyacyl-CoA dehydratase 4 (gene hacd4). Gene Ontology annotation, molecular function: 3-hydroxyacyl-CoA dehydratase activity. Gene Ontology annotation, cellular component: endoplasmic reticulum membrane. The record is from RefSeq and is a predicted model, not a curated record. The coding region runs from base 177 to 905 and encodes 242 amino acids. Gene Ontology annotation, biological process: very long-chain fatty acid biosynthetic process; fatty acid elongation; sphingolipid biosynthetic process. The transcript has 7 exons. Lineage: Eukaryota; Metazoa; Chordata; Chondrichthyes; Orectolobiformes; Stegostomatidae.